UGCCAAAGGCGACGACGAGAAGGGACGGCGACUGCGACCGCCGUACGUAUGCUAUUGUUCCCUUUGCGCUCUGGGAAGGACACCUUAAUCUCUUCCUUUCUAUCGGCAAGGUUAGAUCCGAAUCGUCCUACCUCCUUCUCUUACUCGCUUCCUGAUCUUAUCGGGUGGAUCGCUGUUAAGGGUUCGCUAUCCGGCGAUGGAGGCGGGAUCGGCGGCGGUGGAUAAAUCGAGCGCAACCUUGCAGAGCUCCGCCGAUGCGGUUCCCGGAAGCUGCUACCCGAUCCCUCUUUCUCCGCCGUACCCGCCGCUGUCGAAGAGCGUGGAGCUCCGCCGUGCUAUGUCGGCGACCGCGAGGUCUGGAGGCUACGCCCUCUCUUUCGCCGAUAUCGUAUUCGAGGACCAGUACUUGGCGGUCGCCAACAAGCCCGCCGGAGUGUACUGCGAGGCAAUCCUGUCCUCGAUCGCAUCUUCUACCUCUUCCGCUGGCAGGUGAUGGUGCUACUGAACCUGAACUGCAUAUGGCUAACCGGUUAGAUCGUGACACUAGCGGUCUAAUGGUGAUCACCAAAUCCCACAAAGCUGCUGGUAGAUUGGUGAAAGCAUUUACUGAGCACAAGGUCCAGAAGACCUACUUGGCUCUGUGUGUUGGAUGUGCACCAAACUGGGACAAGAUCAGCAUAAGCUCGGGGCAUGGCCGAUCAAAAUUUGGGGCCUGGCGUGUGUACUCUGCAAACGAUGUUGGACGGCCGCUUCCAGGAGGAUCCACUGUGAAGCAUAUGCUCACAUCCUUUGAAGUACUGUUUGUGAACUGGCAAGGUAAGUUCGGAGAUAUUGCUCAGCCACUGGACGGAGGGGAGUCAGUGAUAGUGCAAAAGGAAGGUGAAAGGGUAAUCAAUACUGCUGAUGAAAAGAACCAUGAGGUUUUGGUCAGAGCAUACCCUCAGAGCGGGAGGACGCAUCAGAUUCGCCUUCAUUGCCAGUAUCUCGGGCUACCAAUAAUGGGCGAUGUCAAGUAUGGCGGAGUUCUUGAAUGGGAGGGUGUAACUUGUGAUGCUCAUGCAUUGCACGCAGAAAGCCUGUCAUUUGAUCACCCUAUUACUGGGGUGCCUCUCAGGAUCAAGGCACCAUUGCCUUCAUGGGCGAGAAAAGUUUGCAAACAAAUGCAGCAGAAUUGUCCAUAAUCGCAAAUUUUAACCAACUUUAUUCUGCAUCUCCUAACAAUCUGAUGAAAUAUCAUUGUUGUUUCCGUUAAGUUGUUCCUUGCAAAAUAGUUCAAGCAACAAAUUACAAUAUCA
This is a messenger RNA of Zingiber officinale, 1295 nucleotides long. Its product is annotated as RNA pseudouridine synthase 1-like. NCBI's taxonomy places the organism in Eukaryota, Viridiplantae, Streptophyta, Magnoliopsida, Zingiberales, Zingiberaceae. Gene Ontology annotation, biological process: pseudouridine synthesis. The coding region runs from base 255 to 1181 and encodes 308 amino acids. The record is from RefSeq and is a predicted model, not a curated record. Gene Ontology annotation, molecular function: pseudouridine synthase activity; RNA binding. The transcript has 2 exons.